UCCCUGUUUUAGAAUAAUUACUAGAUUACCAGACUAGAUACGGAUUCCAACCCACUUUUGCAUACAUCCUGUCUCUUCUAUCGCGAUUGCGAGAGCAAAAGAUGAUUGCGAGAGGAAGCUCCGAUCUAAUAAUGCAUCGUAUAGAUUAUCUGAACGUGUAUUCUGGUCCAGAUCGACUUAGGAGAGUCCUUACGACAUUUUGUUUACGAAAAGAUGAUUUGAUGGAAAUCGUAAAUGGAUAUAGUGAAGAUUGUUUUAUUGCCAAAUUCCAGUUUGGAGAAGUUUAUCGUGGAAUUUAUGAUGGAAAAGAGGUGAUAGUCAAGGUCUGGAAAGAUGACUUAGACACAAUACGCCCAGGAGACAAUGAAAGUAGAUUUUAUGAUGAACUAAAGCUGCAAGAAUAUUUUGCAAGACACAGUUUUCAUCCAAAUAUGGCAAAGGUGAUUGGAUAUUGCAACAGGGACAAACAAUUGGCUUUGGCGUAUCAUCUCAAGCCUAAGGCCAUUGAUACACUCCGCAAUCUUAUUGAAAAAGAUAAUUUUACCUGGUCACAGAGGAUCAAAGCUGCUCUUGGGUUUGCUUCCUUACUUGAAUUUAUGCAUUCUAGGAGUGAGAGUCCAACACGUUUGCCAUACCUUAUUCGCAAUAUUGAUCCUGCUAAUAUAAUGGUGGAUGAGGACUAUGAACCUGUGUUGUUUGACCUUAGUAUGGUUUCUGGUGGAAUUCUUACUGAUAAACGACAUCUUGUGGAUCAGUACCCACAUAGGUGUAACAAUUAUGUUGAUCCAAUUUGUGCGCAUCCAGGUAAAUGGUCAGUCAAGAGUGAUGUUUAUUCCUUUGGUGUUCUGCUUUUGGAAUUAAUAACCAAAGGAGAAUGCAAGGGACCAGGACCUAACUCCCAGUCUAGACACUCACUUGUGCAUCCAAGCCUAAAUGUGGAUUCGAAUUUCCGUCUUAGUGACGCAAUUAAAAUCACAAAACUGGCAACUGAUUGUGUUAAAUAUGAUCCUUUAAAGCGGCCAUCAAUGAAGCAAGUUGUUAGAUGUUUGCAGAAUCUGCAUGUUGUUCGACAUCAUGCAAAUACUUGGGACAUUAACAAGAUGCUUAAUGGUGAUGAUGCUAUUCUGAGAUGUGUUAAAUGUCAUGGGAAGAAGCCUGAUAAACGUUUAAAAUUUACCCAGGCGCAAUUCUUAAAGUUCUUAUCUAUCACCCGGUUCACCCCCCUAUCUCGCACAUAUUCUAGAGAUCCUAAUCAUUGGGUGUCAGGGAACAUGUUUUUGCGAGGAAAGGACAAUGCAGUUGGUGUGUUUUCCUAUGAAGACCUGAGUAUCUUUACCAAUAGUUUCAACAAAGAAAAUCUGAUUGGGAAUAUUCAAUAUGGAGAAGCCUUUCGUGGCAAGAUUGGUGAAAAAAAUGUAAUGGUGAAGAUCUGGAAACCUCGCCCUCCACUUUAUACAGUUCGUCAUGGUGAUAAUGAAAGCAGGUUCCGGGAUGAAAUGGCAUUGCUUCAGCACCCGAUUUUGAUGUCACAUCCAAACAUGGUUAAGCUGAUGGGAUAUUGCUAUGAGGAAGAGAAAAUUGGGGUUGUCUAUGAUCUUGAACCACAUGACACAGUAUAUAAUCUUGUGCUUAAAGAUGACUUCACUUGGCUGCGCAGAGUUAGGACCAUAUACGAAUUUGCGUGCCUCCUUAAGUUUCUACAUGAUCCUAAUCUGCAUAACGAGCCUUAUAUAAUUCGCAACCUAGAUGCUGCUCAUAUUAUACUUGAUAAGGAGUACAGCCCAAAGUUAUUUGAUUUCGGGAUGUGUAGCGGUGGAAUUCUGCUUGAUGUUCGAUAUAUAAGAGACAAGUUUACACGUGGUACUGUUGGUUACAUGGAUCCAUAUAGCUUACCGCGAGGAGGUGUAUGGUUCACAGUGUCCGAUGUGUACGCUUACGGUUAUAUAAUGCUGAGCUUGAUAUCCAAGAGACUCACUACAAUAGAGGGCCUUAAUAAUGAGGAGCCCCUUGUGUCUGAAUGGGCAUUUGAAGAAUGUGAGAAACAAAUGUGCAAGGGAGGCAGCUGCUCACUCGUGGAUGUCAGCCUGAAGACGCAUGAUGGGUUCAAUCACAAUGAUGGAGUUCAACUUACAAAGUUGGGGUUGGAGUGUAUAAAUUCGGAGGGGUUUAAACGUCCUACUAUGAAGCAAGUUGUGAAGCGUCUACUCAACUUGCGUGUCCUGCGCACUCAUGACCAGGAACUGGGAAUUAAGCAGAAGUAGCAGAAGCAUUAGCAGUGAUUUUUGUGAGAUCUUAAAUCCAGAGGAGUGGGGCUUUAGUUUCAGGCUGUUUAAUUAUCUAAUUUUACUGCUUCUUUAAACUAGGUACUCUUCCAAGCCCUACAAAUUGCCGACAGGUUAUUAAUCUGUCUUGUUCUUCUUCGUAGUGUCUUGUUCUUUGCCUGUUUGCUUUAUUGUUUAUUCCAAGUUGAUUGCUCUUAUAAUGCUUUGCGUUCUCUUAAAGUGAGAUUCACUUUUACAAAUUAUCUGAUCUAAAACAUCUUUAUUUCAAAUAUGUGUGUUUAUGUAACAUG
Cuscuta europaea is the source of this 2572-nucleotide messenger RNA. Lineage: Eukaryota; Viridiplantae; Streptophyta; Magnoliopsida; Solanales; Convolvulaceae. The record is from the annotation of a GenBank genome assembly.